AAUAUUCUUUUCCAGUCACACAAGCAUUGAUAAUAUGAGGUGCAAUAACUCUUAAAUUUUAUACGACAUGCCUGCUUAUAUAAAGGGUCCCUGCCUGUUACUGGUCACGUGGCGCCGCAAACUGGAAGAGGAAAAAGGCGACGCUUAUUCUCGCUCAGAAAUCUUCAGUGACAAGGGCUUAAAAGAAUGAAGAGAUCAUUGGAGGGCGUCCCAAGAGCUUCCAGGCAGAAUGUUGAGGAACGGGAACAAACCACGCCAAAGGACCAGUAUGGUGCCUUUGAUUACCGCAAGGAGGUAGAGCUUCGAGAUGACCACGAGACUCGACCUCUUUGGGUAGCCAGCAAUGGCCACAUCUUCUUGGAAUCUUUCUCACCUUUGUACAAAUAUACUAAGGACUUCCUGAAUACCAUCUCAGAGCCUGUAUGCAGACCAGAGCACAUUCAUGAAUACAAAUUGACAGCAUACUCUUUGUAUGCAGCUGCCACUGUUGGUCUUCAAACUCACGACAUCAUAGAAUACCUGAAAAGACUUUGCAAAACCACACUUCCUCCAGGCAUUUGUGAGUUUAUUCAGAGUUGUACUCUCUCCUAUGGUAAAGUUAAACUUGUUUUGAAAAAGAAUAGAUAUUAUGUGGAGAGUGAUUUCCCUGAUGUUAUCCAGAAACUCAUUAAACAUCCAGUCAUUUAUGAUUGUAUGCUGAGGCCAAAUGAAGGAGUCACAAGUUCAGAACGUCAAAAGUCACAGGCCAUUAUGUUCACAAGUCAUCAAGCACAAAUGGCUGGUGGGACAGAUAUAUCCAAGCCCAACAGUAACCCAGAAGAAGGAACUAAUGGAGAAGUGAAGGAAGGGGAAGCAGUCCCUGAGGAUAUCACUGACUUUUAUGAUAAAUUUGAGAAGGCAGAUGAAGAAGAAGAGGAUAAAAAUCUAAAAACUUUGUCAUUUGAAGUCAACCAAGAUAAAAUUGAGACCCUACAGAAAACUUGCAUUGGGCUUGAUUACCUACUUUUGGCAGAGUAUGACUUUAAGAAUGAUACUGUCAAUGAAGAUAUUAAAAUUGAUCUCAAACCUUCAGCUGUCUUAAGGCCAUAUCAAGAAAAGAGUCUGAGAAAAAUGUUUGGUAAUGGAAGAGCAAGAUCAGGUAUCAUUGUGCUCCCUUAUGGUGCAGGUAUAAGUUUAGUAGGUGUUACAGCAUGUUGCACAGUGAAUAAAAAGGCUUUAGUACUUUGUAACUCAGGAGUGUCUGUUGAACAGUGGAAACAGCAGUUCAAAAUGUGGUCAACUGCAACUGAUGAUAUGAUUUGUAGAUUCACCUCUGAUGCCAAAGACAAACCUUUCAAUGCAGGUAUUCUGAUUACCACUUAUGCUAUGAUAUCCCACAACCAGAAACGAGCCUAUGAAGCAGAACAAACAAUGAAUUGGCUGAAGGAACAGGAAUGGGGUAUUAUGGUUUUAGAUGAAGUACAUACUAUUCCUGCAAAAAUGUUCAGAAGAAUCCUUACCAUAGUCCAAUCCCACUGUAAGCUUGGCCUAACUGCCCCUUUGGUCCGAGAUGACAUAAUUGCUGACCUGAACUUCCUUAUUGGGCCAAAGUUGUAUGAAGCCAAUAGGCUUGAGUUGCAGAAGGAAGGAUUCAUUGCAAGGGUCCAGUGUGCAGACGUGUGUUGCCCCAUGACACCAGAGUUUUAUAGAGAGUAUUUAACAGGAAAGGUAUCUGACCAUAGAAUCAGGCUUCUUUGUGCAAUGAACCCUAACAAAUUUAGAACUUGUGAAUUUCUUAUCAAAUUCCAUGAGAACCGAAAUGACAAGAUUAUAGUGUUUAUUGAUGAGGUAUUUGCACUGAUUCAUUAUGCUAAAACUUUGGGAAAACCUUACAUCUGUGGUAAGACAGACCAGAAGGAACGUAUGGCCAUUAUUCAGGAUUUCACAUCAAAUCCCAAAGUCAACACUAUAUUCAUCAGUCGAGUGGCAGAUACUUCCUUUGGCUUUCCUGAAGCAAAUAUCGUGAUUGAGAUUUCGUCGCAGGGAGGAUCCAGGCGACAGGAGGCACAGAGGAUAGGCCGUAUCUUGAGAGCUCAAAAGGGUUCCAGAGCUGAGGGUUGCAAUGCCUUCUUCUAUGCAUUGCUUUCUCAAGACACAAGGGAGAUGGGAUACUCACGCAAGAGGAAGAGUUUCCUUGUCAAUCAGGAUUAUGCUUAUAUGGUGGUCACUCCUGCACAGCUGGUAGGAUUUAAUGAGGCACAGUUGCAUUACGACAGCAGAGAGGAAAAAGUGGCAUUGCUUGAGCAGAUCCUUGCCGCCACAGGAUCUGACAUGUAUGAGGAGGGUUUGGGAGGGGACCGUGCUGGAGGUGGUCCCAAGAAGGACCACCGGCAUGACCUCUUCAAAAUGUGCAGGCCCUAGUUUGUAGGAAAAAUACUAGUGAAUAAAUUUCCUAAUGAUAUUCCAUUUUCAUUUUUUCAAUGACAUCAUGGCAUCACACUUUUUCCCUUUCAUAAUGUGGGCCUUUCUCUCUAAAGUACACUGUGUAGUAUAUGGUAACUGGAAGACAAAAUUUGGUGUCUAACAUCAAGGGUUGAUAUCUGUGAUAUACAAAUUUACCGUAUUUUGUCAAAAGUUAGAUCAUUUAUGAAAUGUAUGUACUUUUUCAUUUAAUUUGUCCUAUCUUAUUAAGUUUCAGUGAUGAGCAUAUUUCAUUUGAA
This is a messenger RNA of Penaeus vannamei (Pacific white shrimp), 2699 nucleotides long. RefSeq names its product general transcription and DNA repair factor IIH helicase/translocase subunit XPB-like. The record is from RefSeq and is a predicted model, not a curated record. Gene Ontology annotation, molecular function: DNA binding; 3'-5' DNA helicase activity; ATP binding. NCBI's taxonomy places the organism in Eukaryota, Metazoa, Arthropoda, Malacostraca, Decapoda, Penaeidae. Gene Ontology annotation, cellular component: transcription preinitiation complex; transcription factor TFIIH holo complex; nucleotide-excision repair factor 3 complex. Gene Ontology annotation, biological process: nucleotide-excision repair; transcription initiation at RNA polymerase II promoter.